Messenger RNA from Anopheles moucheti, 891 nucleotides. Its product is annotated as rab-like protein 3. Gene Ontology annotation, biological process: intracellular protein transport. Gene Ontology annotation, molecular function: GTPase activity; GTP binding. The transcript is spliced from 3 exons. The coding region runs from base 81 to 866 and encodes 261 amino acids. Gene Ontology annotation, cellular component: endomembrane system. The record is from RefSeq and is a predicted model, not a curated record. NCBI's taxonomy places the organism in Eukaryota, Metazoa, Arthropoda, Insecta, Diptera, Culicidae.
UGUGUGUGCUUCUCGCUCAGUUUGUUGUUCGUUUUCACGUAGGCUAGGUUCGGAGCUUGCACGAUUUUUCACUUCACUAUAUGGCGGCAAUCGACAAAGUUCGCGUACUGGUAGUUGGUGAUUCCGGAGUCGGCAAAACUUCGCUUACACAUCUGAUCGCUAACAAUGAACCGCUCACAUCGCCCGGCUGGACGGUUGGCUGCUCCGUGGAGGUGAAAUUACACGAAUAUAAGGAAGGCACACCGGCGCAGAAUACGUUCUUCGUCGAGCUGUGGGAUGUUGGUGGUUCGAUCAGUCACAAAAACACCCGUAGCGUCUUCUACAACCCAACGCAUGGCAUUAUUCUCGUGCACGACCUUACCAACAGGAAAAGCCAGGAAAAUCUGCAACGAUGGCUGGCGGAAAUUCUGAACAAAGAUGGAAAGGACGCACUAAAGGGUGGCGACACGAUAGACAUGGAUCCGGAACAGUUCCUUGGCUCGACACAGUUUAAACUUUGUCAGAUACCGAUACUGGUGAUUGGAACGAAGCUGGAUGUGUUGGAUGAAAGCCACAAGCAUAAGAUCGUGAAUCGUACAUCAGCCGGUAGCAUUGCGGAACAGUGCGGAGCGGACGAAAUUUGUCUGAACUGUCACGAAGCCCGAUCGUUAGCUGCGGGCACAACCGAUUCCGUGAAGUUGGCCAGAUUUUUCGACAAAGUGAUCGAGCGAAAGUAUCACAGCAGGGAUAUGGGGCGAAAGUAUGCCACGAACUAUACGUCCAGCAUGGCGGGAUCAUUUGGCACGUUUCCGCUACUACAACCCACAGCACAAAAUUCUACAUUCAGUUAUCUCAAUGCUAAUCCUGUGACGGAAAGCUUAUCGUGAUGUAAAUAAAUGUUAAUUCCGCUUA